AUGAUACCUCUCUAUUGGAAAUCCUUGCUACUUCUGAUUUCAGUGCUUCAACCAGUGUAUGCGGAUUGGCAGUUCCGUUCUCGACCCGACCUGUCGCCACCAAGGUUGAAUAUCACUGUGCCUGCUCAGCCAGCGGUCGAAAAAGGAUUGAUCUUCGUCGCUCAGUACCAUGGCUUUGAAGAAGGCAGUUCUGGACCUGAGCAGCCCGCAGCUUAUAUCUUUGAAGAUAAUGGUGACCUAGUCUGGUCGAGUGUCGGUCACCUAGCCGGUUGGAUCGCUGACUUUGGACCAACCGUCGUGAACAAUGCGCUGGUUUUGCGAGCUUUUCAGGGAAUACUCGAUGGUCCUCAUGGUCGCAUGUAUGGCGAUCAUGUUCUUCUGGAUGAGCAUUACAGGACUAUCAAGGUGGUGAAGCCAGCUUCUCAUCGACUUGUCUCCUGCCAUGAAUUUCAAGUAGUCAAUGGAGAAUCUGUCCUGAUGGAGACCCCAGUUGCCGUCCCUAUUAAUUUGAAGCCAUUUGGCGGAGAUGCCUCUCAGAGUUGGAUCGUAUCGAAUGGUUUCCAAGAAGUGGAUAUAUCUUCUGGAAAGCUAUUAUUUGAAUGGUACAGCCUGGAUCAUGUCAAUCCAGAAUAUUCCGCAUUUCCCCUUGAGAGCGAGGGGGUCUUCAAGGGUACAAGCUCCCUGGACGCCUGGAAUUAUUUCCACAUAAACAGUGUGGAUAAAGAUGAUGAAGGAAACUAUCUGAUAUCCGCACGCAACUACGCUGCAAUUUUCAAGAUCAAUGGGACAGAUGGUGAAAUCAUCUGGCAACUAGGCGGCCGUCGUGGUUCCGACUUUGACGUGCCGUCGAAUGUCAAAUUCGCUUAUCAGCACGAUGCCCGAUUCCGGUAUCGCUCACCCAACGGAUCAAUUGAACACAUCUCAUUCUUCGAUAACGCCGAUCAUUCAGCCCCCGGUCGAUCUAUCAAUCCCUUCUCUCGAGCCCGGUUUGUGGAGCUUAACCACGAGACUUUAACGGCAACGGAGAUCCAUACGUACCGGCCGCCUGAUAAUCUGGUAACCCACUCUCAAGGAAACUUGCAAUUUCUGGAAAACGGCAACAAGUUUGUCAACUGGGGCCAGGCUGGAGCUGUUACUGAGUUUUCAGAAGAUGGAAAUGUCCUUUUCCAUGCCUAUCUUGACUCUGGUGACAACCGAAAUGUACAGAGCUACCGGGGCUUUCGCGCAAAUUGGAGAGGAUUCCCCGACGAAGAGCCUGCUGUGUUACCCAUUCUAGACUCAAAAGAAAACCUCUCGGUUUUUGUGUCUUGGAAUGGUGACACCGAAACAAAGUUCUGGCAGUUUUACUUGCAACGGGCUGGUACAAAUAGUGCCUUUUUAUUGGGAAAGCAGAAAAGAACGGGGUUCGAAACCAAAACCAGCAUUGAUUUUAGUAACAUCCGGAGCAAAACUGGGGACGAAAAAAUUUUCGCCGAGGCGUUCGAUUCUCAAGGAAGAUUUCUCAGAAGAACGGUGCCUGUCACCAUAAAAAGCCAUCUUCCUGAUUAUUUACAGGAGUCGAGCGGAGGCAGACUGGAUCAAGGAGAUGGUUCUUUUAGGGCACAGUACCCUUUGAGACUUUAG
Penicillium crustosum is the source of this 1623-nucleotide messenger RNA. Its product is annotated as arylsulfotransferase family protein. The record is from RefSeq and is a predicted model, not a curated record. Bases 1 to 1623 code for a protein of 540 amino acids. Lineage: Eukaryota; Fungi; Ascomycota; Eurotiomycetes; Eurotiales; Aspergillaceae. The transcript is spliced from 3 exons.